Messenger RNA from Podarcis lilfordi (Lilford's wall lizard), 495 nucleotides. The record is from the annotation of a GenBank genome assembly. Lineage: Eukaryota; Metazoa; Chordata; Lepidosauria; Squamata; Lacertidae.
AUGAUGACAGACACUAACACAGUUAGACUCACUAGACGUGUUGAGUACAAUGCCAAGUGGGAGAAUGUGGGAAUUUUCCAAUGUUAUUCUGAUGACAGUGAAGAGUCUGAGGAUAAACAGCAGCAAAACCCCACACCCACUGAUGAAGGUUCUGAAUCUGAAACUGACUCAGAUGGUUCAGAGGAUUUAAAGAGUGCUAAGGUCUCUCUGCGACCCUCUGAAGGCUCUGAUCGAGAAUUGGAGGAACCACUGUCCACUAUAGGCCACUUUUCUCCUAAGAAAGAAGAAGAAAGCGUUGAAGACUUGCGUCUGAUUCACAGGUCUGAAAGAGCCACAAGAGGUAAACCUCCAGAGAGAUUUGCUGAUGAAUUUGCUAAAGUAGCUAAAGCUGUAACUGCUGUUAAUAGCUCCAAGAAGGUAUUUGAACCUUCAAACUUCCAAGAGAUCCAGGCUUUGGACUCGAAAGAUGCUGAGCCCAUGGUUAACGUGCCAUGA